Messenger RNA from Epinephelus fuscoguttatus (brown-marbled grouper), 3994 nucleotides. RefSeq names its product potassium inwardly rectifying channel subfamily J member 11 (gene kcnj11). The coding region runs from base 985 to 2142 and encodes 385 amino acids. The record is from RefSeq and is a predicted model, not a curated record. Gene Ontology annotation, molecular function: ATP-activated inward rectifier potassium channel activity. Gene Ontology annotation, biological process: potassium ion import across plasma membrane; regulation of monoatomic ion transmembrane transport. Lineage: Eukaryota; Metazoa; Chordata; Actinopteri; Perciformes; Serranidae. Gene Ontology annotation, cellular component: plasma membrane. The transcript has a single exon.
GUGUGAGACUUAAUGAACUGUACACAACAAAUAAGUCAUCAGUGGUGUGCAGGUUUAAAAUGAGUGGAGGAAUACAUGGAGCUGCUGCAAGAUGAGGCAAGGAGCCAGAGACAGAGCAUAGUGAUCAUCUUCAUAGACUCAGGAGUGUCACAGUGGGAUGAGCGGCUGCAGCCAGAACUGACAUGUGACAUGAGAAAGUUGCGGAUGUCACAGCAGCACGCUGUAAAUCAAAGUCUCUGACUAACUCAUAUUUUAUAGCAAACAGCCUCAGGAUGAUUUACAGUAGAGUGCCCUAUUAUGUAUUCACAGCAGGAGCUGCCUUUGGCGUUCAGGCUGCACAGCUGAGACGGUUUUUUUUAUAAUGCGUAAUGGGUCCACUCCUGCAUUCUCAUUGAAAACCACAGGAAGGACACCAUACCACACCACAGAGACGGUGGAGGGAGGGAGUACCUCUCCACCUCACAACGUCUCCAUCUCACGUUACCCAGCUAUAGUGAAGUGGCGGAGUCAGCGCAGAGCCAACUGCGCCACUGAAGCCUGCCUUGUUAUCCAAAGGUGAUAAAACUCAGCUCUGAGGCCCAUUAUGCUACUGCAUCAACAUUUUACAUCUCACUGAAUGUCCGCGGUGAGCGCACGCCACCGGUGUGGUGGCUUCACAAUGGGACAGGGCGGUGUGGCACAUCUAUGCCCUGGUCGGUGGGUGUCGUGAGUGACGGCAGCAGCUGGCAGAGCUGGAAGAAGAACCUUCUCCUGGGACCUCGCGUCUGAGGAGCGCCUGAUCUGGAGGCAACGUGAGGAGCGCACAUACCUCCAGAAAACGGGCGACAACUAGACUUUCCCUGCUGCGCCCGGCAGCUGCUGAGGGGCUGACUGAUCGGUGAUAAAAGCACCGCGAAAGAGGAAAAUAAAGCUUCUCUCAGCGGGGCAGAGACAAACCAGUGCCUUCAGAGCCAAAAGGCUGUGGGUCCAUAGUAUGGGAGCGAUAUGUUGUCCAGGAAAGGAAUCAUUCCUGAGGAUUACUUACUGACACGUUUGGCUGAGAAUGUCCUUCAACCAAAGUUCAAAGCCAAGCCGAGGAAAGCUCGGUUCGUCGCCAAGAACGGCACCUGCAAUGUAGCGCACACUAACAUCCGAGAGCAGGGUCGCUUCUUGCAGGACGUCUUCACCACUCUGGUUGAUUUAAAAUGGCUCCACACGCUCAUCAUUUUCACCAUGUCCUUCCUGUGCAGCUGGCUCCUCUUCGGGAUGAUCUGGUGGCUCAUCGCCUUUGCGCAUGGCGACCUGGAUGAGAGAGGAGACGACUUUGUCCCGUGCGUAACGGACAUUCACUCCUUCUCAUCCGCCUUCCUCUUCUCCAUAGAGGUCCAGGUGACCAUCGGCUUCGGGGGCCGGAUGAUCACGGAGGAGUGCGUCUCCGCCAUCAUCAUCCUGAUCGUGCAGAACAUCGUCGGCCUGGUCAUCAACGCGAUCAUGCUCGGCUGCAUCUUCAUGAAAACUGCGCAGGCCAAUCGGCGCGCGGAGACGCUCAUUUUCAGCAAGCACGCCGUCAUCUCCGUCCGAAACAACAAGCUGUGCUUCAUGAUCCGCAUCGGGGACCUGAGGAAAAGCAUGAUCAUCAGCGCCACCGUGCGGCUGCAGGUGGUCAGGAGAACCACCACGGAAGAGGGCGAGCUCGUGCCUCUGGACCAGAUCGACAUCCACAUGGAUAACCCGGUGGGCACCAACGGUGUCUUCCUGGUGUCCCCCCUCAUCAUCUGUCACGUCAUCGACAAGGACAGCCCUCUGUAUGAGAUGUCAGCUUUUGACCUGCAGCAUCAGGACAUCGAGGUGAUCGCGGUGCUGGAGGGGGUGGUGGAGACCACGGGCAUCACCACGCAGGCCAGGACCUCCUACGUGUCGGAUGAGAUUCUGUGGGGGCAGCGCUUCGUACCUACGGUCUCAGAGGAGGACGGCAUGUACGCGGUGGACUACUCCAAGUUCGGUAACACCAUGAAGGUGCCGACACCGUGCUGCAGCGCCAAGACGCUGGAUGAGGCGGGAGGCAUCGCUCGGUUUAAGCUGAACGAGGGCCUCACCUUGCGGCCGAUUGUGAGAAGGCGGCGGGGCUCUACGUUGGUCCACAGGACCAGGAUGGAGGACUAGUGAACUGAUCUAUGUCAACCAGCAUUUUAUAUAAUGAUUUAUUAUUUAAGUUUGAAGAUAGUGAAAUGACAAAAUCAUAUUUAUUUUAUAAUUAAUACAUGUUAUGGAGCAGCUGUAAUCAAGGGGGCAGGUUUGGUUUCAACAGUGGGGGUCCUCCGCCAGAAUAUUUGGAGCACCAAACACUUAAUUUCCUGCAUUCUAGUAAAAGUUUAUGCACCAAAUUGUACAAUUUCUGCAUCAAUUUAUGGUGUAAAUGUCGCUAAUUCUGUUUAAACUCCACUGCUAUCUUCAUGUCUUUAUUAAGGGGGACAAAUGCACAUGUUCCACAUAUUGAAGGGGGUGUGUUCCCUGCUUUCCCCCUGAUAUCUAUGCCUAUGCCUGCAAUCAGUAAUCCACAUUACAUCUCUCUGCAGCCAGAUGUAUGCACGCAUCAUCAAGCUUUUUACUCAGGGCCAGUGAGAAAAAUGCACAAAGACAGAAUGCACUGAGAACUGUGAGGAGUCCUGGUAUCCAGAAUGAACAGGAAGUCCACUUUGGAUAUGCUUGAUUUAUUAUUAUUAUUAUUAUUAUUAUUAAUAAAGAGUGACUGCAUGUAUUUAAAAGAAAUAAAGGAGAAUGCUUUAAGUAAACUGAGUUGUGGAUGGAGAGGCCACAUUAUAUCCUCCUGAGUCCUGAAGUUUUGUUUGGUAUGCAUUUUUCAUUUCUCCUAGCUAUUUGGGGUCAGUAGGACCUGAAAAGUAUAAAAAACUAAACAUUAUCAAUGGUAAUUAAGUCCUAAUGUCCUCAAACAAUUACUUCCUAACAGUCUUAGUCUGUUGCUGUUGCCAAACUUGGUCAAAUUUGUUGCCACAUCAAACUAAAAAUGUCAUAAAUUAUCAAGUUUCAACCAUAAUAUGUGAUCAGGUUUUGUCCACCUCUGUGUCUGGAUCGGCUGCAGACUGAAUUGGCAGAGAUGGCUGCCAUCUUGUUUUUACAUGGAUUAGUGUAUUGUGAUCUCACUAGAUGGCACAAAAAAAGUGCCCACGAACGAGAACAACAGGUCUGAGUUAAGAAUGAAGUAUGAGGUCACGUAAACCCAAAAUGUGAUGUCCUCAUGAGGACACAGGGUCUCAGGAGGAUAUGUUUCAAGAGGGAAACCCUAAUGAUUUAGUAUCACACGUCUUUACAGUUUGGGGCUCCAAAAGCAGAGCUGGAAUGUUCCUGGAGGUUUGAGGUCAAAAAUCCAGGAACGAUAAGGCAAUAUUUUUGGCAAGAAACACUUCAAUUUGGUAUUAAAACAGUAAGACUAUUAUGUAUUGUGCAAGGCAUUUAACAGGUGACUUGUCAUUGCUCUCUAGUGGACAAGUUGCACUAAACUGUUGCUAAAUGACACAAAUGAUACAAACAUAUCUAAUCACUCCACUAUCUGUCAUAACCAGCUUCAACCAAUAGCCUGAUAUAUCAUUUAUCAUUAAGAGACAAAUGAAUCAAAAUGUAGGAAUGAUGAUUAUUUAGUAUGAUUCAGUCAUUACACAGCAGUUUUUCCAGGCUCAGUCCUCCUGAUGAAUAAACUGUGUGCACAAUGAAUCCAGUUCCCCUUUAAAAAUAGCAAUGUUUUUAUGCAGCCGCGCACCAGACACUCAUGUUUCUGUCCUCCUACAUUAUUCACACAAACACAUUGACACAAAUGACACUGAGGCCAGGUGGCAUUUCUCUCUUUUAUUAGAUUAUAAUCCGCAGAGCUUAAAAUAUUAAAUUGCUUUUAACUUAGUUAAUAAUUAAAAUACAUAAAAACGAGAGCCAGAACUGAAGAACCCUGCAAAAAAAAAAAAAAAAAUUAAAAUAAAUAAAAAAAGGAGAAUUAUAAACCCAA